This is a messenger RNA of Oldenlandia corymbosa var. corymbosa, 1755 nucleotides long. Lineage: Eukaryota; Viridiplantae; Streptophyta; Magnoliopsida; Gentianales; Rubiaceae. The record is from the annotation of a GenBank genome assembly.
CUUCCUUUCCCGCUCAAACCUGAGACUGAUUUCGGGUCUUCUGUAAACGGAUCUAGAUAAUAUGAACCGGGUCGUCAUCAGUUUUGCGGGAAGAAGAACGAACCUCUCUUCUCUAAGUGCCUCUUUAUAAAACCAUACUCUUCCUCCUCACCGUCAUUCAGGCCCUGUUCCUCACUCUACACCUUUCAGUUUCUCUCUCUACGGCUUGUUCCUCUUACUUUCUCUCUCUAGGUCAACGAAUUCCCCUGCUGAUUCAGUUGAAUUGGUACACUAAAUUCAAUGGAGGGAGAAAUAGCAAAAUUAGGGCUCAGAGGCAAGAGAAUUCCCACCGGUAAGAGCAGCUACGAUAACAGUCUCCGAUCGUCGCUUCUCUCAAGUCAACUCGGCAGUGACGGAGGUCUGAACACUCUCCGGCCAUCGGAGUUGCAGAUGAUGAUGAUGACGUCACGCUCUGAUCACUCCAACUUCCUCAAGGACCUGCACCACCGUCAAGACGUCAUGGACCGCCAGCACGCCGUGCUUACUUUCCUGGAAAAAGCAGCCGAGGAAGCGCAAUCUCUUCGCGAAGAAAACAUCGGUCUCAAGAUGGUCAACUCUCGGUUGACUGGCGAACUGGCUUACCUGCGGGAAGCCGCUUCUCAUUAUGCUGCGGCGGCGGUUGGGCAUUCGGGUAUGGGUGUAGGUCCGGAUCCGCUUUAUGAUCUGAAUUCUAUUAUAAAUGUAAUGGAGAGCAUGGGCUUGGUUGGGGAGAGUAACGGAGGGGCACAACAUGACUGCAAAAGUGAUCUGGUGAAUACAGUUCCGCCUGGCUUUAAGGAUUUUGAUCCUACUGAAGAGAAAGAGAACUUGGUUCCGAAUCCGGACCGUGUUACAUUGCCCAAGAGUAUCUCCAUUCGGUCCAAUGGGUACCUGAAAACUGCUCAACCUGGUGGAAGCAGUGGACUGAAAGCAAAUAAGCAAAGGGUAUAUGUUCCAGGAGGAGAAACAGAGGAGGAACCACUAGAGGUGGAUGUGUACAAGCAGGGAAUGCGGAAGACUGAGCUGUGCAACAAAUGGCAAGAGACGGGGACAUGUCCAUAUGGGGAAAACUGCCAGUUUGCUCAUGGGAUCAAGGAGCUGCGACCCAUAAUUCGCCAUCCACGCUACAAGACUGAAGUGUGCCGCAUGGUUCUGGAUGGUGUUCACUGCCCCUAUGGACACAGGUGCCACUUCCGCCAUACUCUAACCGAUGAAGAGAAGCUCAAGAGGUCCAGGAACGUGAGGCCCCUGAAACCAGUUAACCGUUAGUUUCCAUCUAUCUGCAUUCCAUCAACCUUCUGAGGAUGAACUGAAGAUUUUUUUAAAUGCUGUUACAUGUGGAUAAAUAAGUACGCACCAAAGGCGCUGUUUAUGGUUCGUAAUCUUAGAAGUUCAUAAUUAGGCAGUGUGAAGCAUAACUAGCCUAGUAAAGUGGCAGAAGUAACAGUAUCGUUAGAACUAAUAAAGUGAGGCGAGCUGCUAGAGUGCAUAUCACCAUCAGCAUGUACUCAUAAGGUAAUAAUGUCUGUAUUUGUUUACGAUAUCUUCUAUAUCAAUUUAGCAUUGUGAUAAAUUGCAUAUUUCAUGCGUAAAUGUAGCAUUUAGUCUGAUCAUCUUACCCAGUGGAGGAAGACCUGAGAUCAUCUAUGUAACUAUGUAGGCAUUUACUUGUAACUGCCACCAUUGAGCUUUUUCUGUGUUUUGUAUUUCUGAGUAGUAACUUUUGUAAGAACUUUU